AGAAAUUUGACCAAAGUUAUGACUUACUAUUUUUCUUUUUUCAAAAUUGAUUUCACUUACUAAUCACAGAUUGAAAGAUUUGCUUUAGAGACCGAUAAAGCUGCGUCGCAAGUUGUAUGAAUUCUACGUGGCGCCAAUUACCACAUUUUGGGCGUGGACAAUCUUGUUCUGUAUAUUCCUGGGUUGUUUUGCGUACACAUUGCUGAUCAGGACACCCGUCCGGCCAACCUGGCUGGAGUGGUUCGUUUUCGCUUAUGUGGUCGCAUUUGCACUGGAACAUUUACGAAAAUUCAUGAUGUCGGAACCGGAAUCGAUCGCCCAAAAAGUGAAAUACUUUUUCAACAUAAUGUGGAAUAUAUUGACAACUGUAGCAAUUGUUACAUAUUUUAUUGGAUUUGGAUUGCGAUUGGACGCCGAACAUGCGUCCAUAAGGGCCGCAGGAAGAGUUAUUUUGGCGUGUAAUUCUGUGUUCUGGUCCAUCAAAUUGCUGGAUUUUGUAAGUGUGCAUCCUCGUAUGGGCCCUUACAUUACUAUGGCCGGAAAAAUGAUCCAGAAUAUGACAUACAUCAUCGUUUUGCUUUUUGUCUCGAUGAUGGCAUUUGGCCUGGCGCGUCAGUCGAUCACUUACCCAGACGAGAGUUGGCAUUGGUUGCUUUUGCGCAAUGUCUUGUACAAGCCCUACUUCAUGCUCUAUGGAGAAGUUUAUGCUGGCGAAAUCGAUACGUGUGGCGAUGGAGGUCUGUCGUACGGUUCCUGUACUUUUUAG
This is a messenger RNA of Gongylonema pulchrum, 766 nucleotides long. The record is from the annotation of a GenBank genome assembly. Lineage: Eukaryota; Metazoa; Nematoda; Chromadorea; Rhabditida; Gongylonematidae.